AUGAUUGCAUUCUUGAGCGUGUAUGCACAUGCUGGUAAGGGUGCUUCUGCUCCACCUCCUCCAUCACCAAGAGCUGCUGCUCCUCCACCACCACCAGUUUCUAGACCACCACCAGUUGCACAACCGGUUUCAAGACCACCUCCUCCACCACAACCUGUGGCAAGAGCUCCUCCUCCACCUCCAGUUUCAAGACCACCACCAGUUGCACAACCAGCUUCAAGACCAGCUUCUCCACAACCGGUUUCUAGACCAACACCAGUUGCACAACCUGUAUCAAAGCCUGCUGCCCAACCAGUUUCUAAACCAACCGUUCAACUAAAGCCAGCUUCAGUUGGCUCACCAAUUGUUGUCAACAAUAAGAACCCUGCUAAAUCUUUCCCAAAAGAAGGUGAUAAAGAUUUUGUAGGUCCUGUUCUUCCAAAGAAACAAUCAGCAGCUGCCCUUAAACCAGUAGCACAACCAACUGUUGAAAAGAAAUCUGUUGCCAAGACUGACAAGAGUCAAGUCAAAUCAGCAGCUGAAAAGAAGAAGGCCGAU
Molecule: messenger RNA, 537 nt
Organism: Naegleria gruberi
Lineage: Eukaryota; Heterolobosea; Eutetramitea; Acrasida; Naegleriidae
Exons: 1
Source: RefSeq, a predicted model, not a curated record